This is a messenger RNA of Sorghum bicolor (sorghum), 1422 nucleotides long. RefSeq lists its product as uncharacterized. The transcript has 2 exons. The coding region runs from base 6 to 1109 and encodes 367 amino acids. Gene Ontology annotation, molecular function: zinc ion binding; nucleic acid binding. Lineage: Eukaryota; Viridiplantae; Streptophyta; Magnoliopsida; Poales; Poaceae. The record is from RefSeq and is a predicted model, not a curated record.
GAUCCAUGGCUGCCUCUUCAUCCUCUGGUGUGUUUACAUCCCAGCAGAUAGGGUUUAUACCCGUGAGCGAGAAACUUGCGAGGAACAACUACUCCAUGUGGCGCCUUCAAGUUAUGUUGGCGAUUCGCGGUGCUCAACUCGACGAGUACAUCCUGCCGACCGCCAAGCCUCCGGAGAUGUUCCUGACGCCAUUGAAGCCAGACGGCACAGCUGAUGAGAAGAAGCAGCCGGUUCCCAACCCGGCGUAUGCUACUUGGAUCUCCAAGGAGCAAACGGUGCUGAACUUUCUUCUGUCUUCUCUCUCAAAAGAGAUCUUCUCCCAGAUUACUGCAUCGGCAGAUUCAGCGGCAAAGGCGUGGGCCGCGAUUGAAGCACUCUUCGCUUCUCAGUCCAGGGCGCGUGUUAUUAGCACUCGCAUGGCCCUAACUACGGCAACAAAGGGGUCGUCUACGAUCUCUGAAUAUUUUACGAAGAUCAAGGCUCUUGCAGACGAGAUGGCGUCUGCAGGAAGGAAGCUGGAAGAUGAUGAGCUAGUCUCGUAUAUCCUGACUGGUCUCGACCUCGAUUAUGACCCGGUGGUGUCAGCCGUCGCUGCCAGGGUGGAACCAAUCUCUGUUGGGGAGCUUUUCACCCAACUGACCAGCUUUGAGCAGCGGAUGGAGCUGCGCGGCAACGGUAACAAUCCCUCGGCGAAUAUGGCUGCCAAGGGUGGUCGCGGUGGCAACAACAGCAACAACUCUCGCGGCCGUGGUACUGGUGGCCGUGGGGGCUUUGUUCGUGGAGGCCGUGGACGUGGCGGUGGAGGUCGUGGAAGCGGCUUCCUCCAAGGAGUAGUCUGCCAGCUUUGCGGCAAGGAGGGGCACACUGUCGUCAAGUGCUUCAAGAGGUUCGACACCUCUUUCACCGGUCCUCCACAGAAGAGUGCAUCUACAGCUACAACCUCGUCAUAUGGAGUGGAUACCAAUUGGUAUGUCGACUCCGGUGCUACUGACCACGUGACAAGUGAACUUGAGAGGCUCACAGUUCGGGACAAAUAUGGAGGCCAUGAUCAAGUGCAUUCGGCAAGUGGUGCAGGGCACGAGGAAGACUCUUCUCAGAGGCAGAUGUGAAAGGGGGCUUUAUCCUUUGAAGCUGAGUCCAUGCAAGUCGAGUCAAAAUAAGCAAGUUCUUGGUACUAGUAUGAAACCGUCGAUCUCCUUGUGGCAUCACAGAUUAGGUCAUGCUUCAACUCCUAUAGUGAAGCAAGUUUUAAGUCGUCAUGGUCUUCCCUUUGUUAGUGAUGAGUCAAAUAAAAAUAUGGUGUGUGAUGCGUGUCAACAGGGCAAAAGCCAUCAGCUACCCUAUCCCAAGUCAACUAGUGUAUCAACUAGUCCUUUGGAUCUUAUAUUCUCUGAUGUAUGGGGCCCUGCUCCUUCCUCUGUU